Molecule: messenger RNA, 384 nt
Organism: Ordospora pajunii
Lineage: Eukaryota; Fungi; Microsporidia; Ordosporidae
Exons: 1
Coding region: 1-384 (127 amino acids)
Source: RefSeq, a predicted model, not a curated record
AUGAAUAUGAAAUCAAAGUAUAGCAAGGUGAUAAAGACGCUGUCCAUUUGCCAGGAGGACAUUUGGAGUGCAUUGAAAAUGCUUGCUCCAUUGGAAAACAGCUUUCAUACAGAAACGGUUAAUGACGAGGAGGCAUGCAUAGUGCCUAAUGAAGCCAACUUUCAGCUGCCCAAUGUUUUCCUGCGAACUGCUCCGAACCCAGGAUACCAGAAGCUAGUUAAUUGCAGUGUAGAUGCAGUAGAGUGGAACAAAACAGUGGACGAAGUUGCAGAGAUGUUUGAGGAGAUGGAGAUUGUAUCUACUACCGAGGUAAUGGUGCAAAGAUGCCCUGUUGUGCAGGAUGUGCUGAAGAGGAUGAUGUGCGAAAGGUAUGGAUAUAGAUGA